Molecule: messenger RNA, 1222 nt
Organism: Wasmannia auropunctata (little fire ant)
Lineage: Eukaryota; Metazoa; Arthropoda; Insecta; Hymenoptera; Formicidae
Exons: 3
Coding region: 2-1222 (406 amino acids)
Source: RefSeq, a predicted model, not a curated record
AAUGAUAUCUUCCAACUGCACUCUUCAUUUGUACAACAAAAAAAUGUCUUUCUGUAAAACAACAGUUUCUAACAAUAUGUCUACGAAAACUGGAAACUCAGAAGAUAUUUUGAAAAGUUCAAAUGAAUAUAGAUACGUGAUGAUGUUCAAGAGUACAUUCGAGCGAGAAUUAUUUCCGAACAAUUUCGACAUGUGGACUCUACGACAGCAGUGCAUAUGGAUAAACGAUAACAUCGCCACAUUCUUUCCGAACGUACCAAAAUCAUUGUUAAAUUUCAUUCCGGCCUCUUUUCGCCCAGGGGAUUGCAAUCCGUCAUCAUUGCAAAUUCCCGAAUGGUUGGACAUUGAUAAGUACCGCAAGGGGCAGAAAUUUGUGCGUGAAAAUUUUGCGUCACUUUUCUUUGGCAAAAUAUUUGGCAUUAUCCAUAUCUACACCUUCAAUGAGUUUUUAAAACCAAUAAUCAUAUCAAAGGGCUCUCAUACGCCAUAUUUAGCUUUUAAAAGGUAUACCGCAAACCUACAACAAUUCAUUAAGUGGUACGAUGGAGAGCCUUGGAUUGAAGGAACAGCAGCCUAUAAAGGCAUGCAAUUUUCGCGUAGAAUGCAUUUAAUAAUACAAUCAAAAUUGUGCAACCUCGAUCAUGAACAAAUUAACAACGAGUCCAAAAUCGCAAAGCCGUGGUGCCCGGAUCGCGAAUUGAUUUUAAAGGAUUUCGCCGCGGUGUGUCCACUUGAGAAAGACGGACAACGUCCUUACGUCCUGAUUGACAAGUUGCCAUACAAGCCAAAAGGCAUGAAUAACGCGGACCUGGCAGGAACACAGUGCUGUUUCAUAAGUUUAGCUUUACUUCACCCGCAAAAAAUUGGAGUGCAUAACGCGACCGAUGAAGACAUCGAGGCAUUUUGCCAUAUGUGGAGAUGUUACGGAUAUUAUCUCGGAAUGGAGGAUGAGCACAACUUUUGCCGCGGCAGUCUCGAGGAAAUAAAGCAGCGCGCUCGGGAUUUAUAUCAAUAUUGGGUAUUGCCUAAUCUUAAGGAAGUUACACCUGAAUGGGAACAUAUGACAAGAUGUUUUAUCGAAUCAAUUAAUUACUUUCCCUUGAUGUACAUGCCUUACAAAGUAAUUGCAUUACUUGCUAUGGAUACGUUAGAUGUAAGCAUGCCGCAUUUGUAUGCGUCAAUGAGUUACACAGAAUGGAUUGGUUAUAAUAUCUGGAGGUGA